Mesorhabditis spiculigera is the source of this 1119-nucleotide messenger RNA. The record is from the annotation of a GenBank genome assembly. NCBI's taxonomy places the organism in Eukaryota, Metazoa, Nematoda, Chromadorea, Rhabditida, Rhabditidae.
AUGCCACCGAAAGGGAAGGGCGGUACGCCGCGGACGAAGACGUCGAAGGGAGCCGAGAAGAAGCCCGUCACCCGCAAGCAGUCAUCUACCGACACCUGCGCGCCGAAGACGCUGCCGACGCAGACCCUCACCCGCACCAAGAGCUUUUUCAACUUGGCGAUCCAGCCAGAGUACCAGGCGCUCGUCACGCAGUUCGUGAUCAUGUCUCUCGACAAGACGAUGCUGCAGCUGCGGACCGAGUUCCUCAACCACAAAAGAGUUGCGGACAAGGCGGAUACGGUGGCGUUCCUGCAGAACCAGCCGAAGAAUCGCUACAAGGACGUGCCGUGCCUCGACAACUGCCGGGUCAAGUUGACGGGCGUCGAGAACGACUACAUCCACGCCAACUACGUGUCGACGCCGAAGAGCGACAAGCGCUUCAUCUGCUGCCAGGCGCCGAUCACCGAGACGCAGGCCGACCAUUGGAGGAUGGUCGUGCAAGAAAAAGUCGAGCACAUGCUCAUGCUGUGCAACUUCAUCGAGGCGAAGCCCAAGUGCACCGAGUACUUUCCGACGCCGGCCGAGCGGGAGAAGACGUUCGGCCCGUUCACCAUCACGUUGAUCUCCUGCGAUAAGAUAAAAUGGGAAGGCACCUCGACGGCCGUCGUGAUGAUGUCGACGUUGAAGAUCAAAAAGGAUGGGGUGAAGGUGCACGACUGCACCCACUAUCACUGGAUCGACUGGCCGGACCGCGGCGUGCCCAAGCCCGACCUCGCUCCCUUCGAAUUGCUCAGCAGGAUGGCAGGCUCGACGAUGCCCAUCCUCAUUCAUUGCUCGGCGGGCAUCGGACGGACUGGCGCUCUCGUCCUGUUGCAGUACACUCUCGAGGCGAUGAACAAGGGCCAGCCGGUCAAGUCGAUGGCGGACUUCUUGCUUAAGGUGCGCGAGCAGCGUGCGAACUCGGUGCAGACUGACGCUCAGUACGUCUACGUCCACAUGAUGCUCCUCAACUACUUCCAGAAGGAGGGCCUGAUUGUGGAUGGUACGCUGCAGAAGAAGUUCAAGGACCACUUCGCACCGAAUUACCACAAGUUCGCCGCGGCCGCCGAGACAAAGCUGGACGACAAACCGAAGAAGAAG